AUGGCUUUACCCCUUAUUGCACCGCCAGGACCUAAUAGCUACAAGAAGUUUACUGUGGAAUCUUUGGCAAUCAUUGAGCAGCGCAUCGCUGAGGAGAAAAACAAGAAGCCACCCAAGCAGGACAGCAGCUACCGUGACGACGAUGACGAGAACAAGCCAAGGCCCAACACCGACCUGGAGGCUGGGAGGAGCCUGCCCUACAUCUACGGGGACAUCCCUAAAGGAAUGGUGGCUAUACCAUUGGAGGACCUGGACCCAUUCUACCUGACCUCUCAAAAAACAUUUAUAGUGCUAAAUAGAGGGAAGACAAUCUUCCGUUUUAGUGCCACACCUGCCUUGUACUUCAUAAAUCCUUUAAAUCCGGUUAGGCGAGUAGCUAUUAAAAUUUUGAUACAUUCUCUUUUCAGCAUGAUCAUAAUGUGUACUAUUUUGACCAACUGUAUAUUCAUGACCUUUAGUGAUCCUCCCGAGUGGUCAAAACAAGUAGAGUACACAUUCACAGGAAUUUAUACAUUUGAGUCGCUUGUUAAAAUCUGCGCACGAGGAUUCUGUAUAGACGGGUUUACAUUCCUCAGAGAUCCAUGGAACUGGCUGGAUUUCAUGGUCAUUUCGAUGGCAUAUAUAACAGAGUUUGUGGACCUGGGCAAUGUAUCUGCGCUGAGAACAUUCAGAGUUCUCCGAGCAUUGAAAACUAUCUCUGUCAUUCCAGGACUGAAGACCAUCGUCGGCGCCCUCAUCCAGUCUGUGAAGAAGCUCUCGGAUGUGAUGAUCCUGACCGUCUUCUGCCUGAGCGUCUUCGCCCUCAUCGGCCUGCAGCUCUUCAUGGGCAACUUGCGGCACAAGUGUGUGGUCUGGCCGAUCAACAUCACCGAGAACUACAUGUACGGCAGCAGCAAGGGCUUUGACUGGAAAGAGUACAUCAUGAACGACACCAACUUCUACUUCAUCCCUGGCCAGUUAGACGCUCUUCUCUGUGGGAACAGCUCUGACUCGGGCCGCUGCCCGGAGGGCUUCACAUGCAUGAAAGCUGGGAGGAAUCCGAACUAUGGCUACACCAGCUUUGACAGCUUCGGCUGGGCCUUCCUGGCUCUCUUCCGACUCAUGACACAGGACUUCUGGGAAAACCUCUACAUGCUGACUCUGAGGGCGGCAGGGAAGACCUACAUGAUCUUCUUUGUCCUGGUGAUCUUUGUGGGAUCUUUCUACUUGGUGAAUCUCAUCCUGGCUGUGGUGGCCAUGGCUUAUGAGGAGCAGAACCAGGCCACCAUGGAGGAGGCCAUUCGUAAGGAUGAGGAAUUCAAGGCCAUGCUGGAACAGCUCAAGAGACAGCAGGAGGACGCCCAGACUGCUGCCAUGGCAACCUCUGCAGGCACAGUGUCAGAGGAUGCGGUAGAGGAUGACGGAGGGGGGCAUCUCUCGUGCAGCUCCUCCGAGAUGUCGAAACUCAGCUCCAAGAGCGCCAAAGAGCGUCGCAACCGUAAGAAGAAAUGGCGGCAGAAAGAGCAGGACAAGGAGAAAUGCGACAGCGAGAAGUUUGUCAAGUCCGAGUCAGAUGACGGCAGCAAGAGGAGCCGCUUCCGUUUCCCUGAUAACCGGCUGGGUCGAAAGUCUUCCAUUAUGAACCAGUCCCUACUCAGCAUACCCGGCUCGCCUUUCCUGUCCCGCCACAACAGUAAGAGCAGCAUCUUCAGUUUCAAGGGCCGCAACAAGGACGGGGGUUCAGAGAACGAGUUCGCCGACGAUGAGCACAGCACGGUGGAGGAGUGCGAGGAUCGCCGGGGCUCCCUGUUCAGCCCGUACCGGCGGAACAGCUACAGCGGCUUCCACGGCAAGAGGAACAGCACGGUGGAUUGCAAUGGCGUGGUGUCGCUCAUCGGCCCUGGGCCCGGUGGACGCCUUCUGCCUGAGGUGAAAAUAGAUAAGGCAGCUACUGACGACAGUCCGACUACUGAGGUUGAGGUGAAGAAGAAGCUGUCGGGCUCCCUGAUGGUGUCUGUGGACCAGCUCAAUACCUCCUUUGGGCGGAAAGAGCGGGCCAACAGUGUCAUGAGCGUCAUUACCAACACACUAGUGGAGGAACUGGAGGAGUCUCAGCGCAAGUGUCCGCCAUGCUGGUAUAAGUUUUCUAACACAUUCCUGAUCUGGGAGUGCUCCCCCAAUUGGAUUAAGAUCAAGGAGAUUGUGAACCUGAUUGUCAUGGACCCCUUCGUGGAUUUAGCCAUCACCAUCUGCAUCGUCCUGAACACCCUCUUCAUGGCGAUGGAGCACUACCCCAUGACCCCCGACUUUGAGCACAUGCUGUCCGUGGGCAAUCUGGUUUUCACAGGGAUCUUUGCAGGAGAGAUGCUUUUCAAGCUGGUUGCUAUGGAUCCAUAUUACUACUUCCAGGAAGCCUGGAACUGUUUUGACGGAUUCAUUGUGACGCUGAGUUUAGUGGAGCUGGCUCUGGCUGAUGUCGAAGGCCUGUCUGUGCUGCGGUCAUUCCGAUUGCUGAGAGUGUUUAAGCUGGCCAAGUCAUGGCCAACCCUCAACAUGCUGAUCAAGAUCAUUGGUAACUCGGUGGGAGCCCUGGGGAACUUGACUCUGGUGCUGGCCAUUAUCGUCUUCAUCUUUGCUGUGGUGGGCAUGCAGCUGUUUGGGAAGAGCUACAAAGACUGUGUGUGCAAGAUAGCCAAGGAAUGUGAGCUGCCCCGCUGGCACAUGAACGACUUCUUCCACUCCUUCCUGAUCGUCUUCCGGGUGCUGUGCGGAGAGUGGAUAGAGACCAUGUGGGACUGCAUGGAAGUGGCGGGCCAGGGCAUGUGCCUCCUCGUCUUCAUGAUGGUCAUGGUGAUCGGCAACCUGGUGGUGUUGAACUUGUUCCUUGCCUUGUUGCUGAGCUCGUUCAGCGCCGACAACUUGGCUGCGACAGAUGAUGAUGGCGAGCCCAACAACCUGCAGAUUUCAGUUAAGCGCAUAAAGGUAGGGAUCGCAUGGAUAAAAGUGAAGGUGCGGAUACUGAUGGCCACCCUGCUAAAGAAACCCCCGAUGGAGGAUGAGCAGAAGCCUUUGGACGACAUGUACGACAAGAAGCUGAACUGCAUCGCUAAUCACACUGGGGUGGACAUCAACCGCGACCUGGACUACGCCAAGAACGGCAACGGCACCACUAGCGGUAUAGGCAGCAGCGUGGGGAAGUACAUGAUCGACGAGGACCACAUGUCUUUCAUCCACAACCCGAAUCUGACCGUCUGCGUGCCCAUAGCUGUGGGAGAGUCCGACUUUGAGAACCUCAACACGGAGGACUUCAGUAGCGAGUCGGAAUGUGAGAACAGCAAAGAGCUGGAUGAAACCAGCUCGUCAGAGGGCAGCACCAUCGACAUCAAGCCAGAUGUGGUGGAGGAGGUGAUAGUGGAGGCGGUGGAGGAAUACUUGGAACCAGAGGCCUGCUGGACAGAGGGUUGCAUCGCAAAGUAUAAGUGCUGUGAUGUUCCGAUCAAUGUGGGCUGGGGGAAGCCCUGGUGGUUCCUGAGAAAAACCUGCUUCCUGAUUGUGGAACACAACUGGUUUGAGAGCCUCAUCAUCUUCAUGAUCCUCCUCAGCAGUGGCGCCCUGGCCUUUGAGGACGUGUACAUCGAGCAGAGGAAGACCAUUCGAGUCAUUCUGGAGUACGCCGACAGGGUUUUCACCUACAUCUUCAUCCUGGAGAUGUUGCUGAAGUGGGUCGCCUACGGUUUUGUCAAGUACUUCACCAACGCCUGGUGCUGGCUGGACUUCUUCAUUGUGGAUGUGUCUAUAGUCAGCCUUGUAGCUAAUGCGCUGGGCUACUCCGAUCUAGGGCCCAUUAAAUCACUCAGGACACUAAGGGCCUUGAGACCCCUCAGAGCCUUGUCACGUUUUGAAGGGAUGAGGGUGGUAGUCAACGCCUUGGUGGGUGCCAUCCCUUCCAUUAUGAAUGUGUUGCUGGUUUGCCUCAUCUUUUGGCUGAUUUUCAGUAUCAUGGGGGUCAACCUGUUUGCGGGCAAGUACUACUACUGUUUCAAUCAGACGUCAGAGGAAUACUUCUCAGUUGACGUGGUCAACAACAAGACCCAGUGUGUGGCCCUCAUGCACCAAAACUUUACUGAGGUCAGGUGGAAGAACGUCAAGAUCAACUUUGACAAUGUGGGCGCCGGCUACCUCGCCCUGCUGCAAGUGGCCACGUUCAAAGGCUGGAUGGACAUUAUGUACGCGGCUGUGGAUUCCAGAGAGGUGGAAGACCAACCAGACUACGAAGUCAACAUCUACAUGUACAUCUACUUUGUGGUUUUUAUCAUAUUCGGCUCCUUCUUCACCCUCAACCUCUUUAUUGGUGUGAUCAUUGACAACUUCAACCAGCAAAAGAAAAAGUUUGGAGGUCAGGACAUCUUCAUGACAGAGGAACAGAAGAAGUACUACAACGCCAUGAAAAAACUGGGGUCCAAAAAGCCGCAAAAGCCUAUUCCUCGACCACAGAACAUGAUCCAGGGAAUGGUGUUUGACUUCGUGCAGCAGCAGGUUUUCGACAUCUCCAUCAUGAUACUGAUCUGCCUCAACAUGGUCACCAUGAUGGUGGAAACAGACGAUCAGUCGGACGACACGGAGAACGUCCUCUACUGGGUCAACUUCAUCUUCAUUGUAGUCUUCACCACAGAGUUCCUGCUUAAGCUCUUUGCCCUUCGCCACUAUUACUUCACCAACGGCUGGAAUAUUUUCGACGUGGUGGUGGUCAUCCUGUCUAUUGUUGGUAUGUUCUUGGCUGACAUCAUUGAGAAGUACUUUGUGUCACCAACCCUGUUCAGGGUGAUCAGGCUGGCUCGUAUCGGUCGUAUCCUCCGUCUGAUUAAAGGAGCGAAGGGCAUCCGGACUUUGCUCUUCGCUUUGAUGAUGUCACUGCCAGCCCUGUUCAACAUUGGCUUACUGCUCUUCCUGGUCAUGUUCAUCUUCUCCAUCUUCGGCAUGUCUAACUUUGGCUACGUGAAGCACGCAGCGGGCAUUGACGACCUGUACAACUUUGAAACCUUUGGCAACAGCAUGAUUAUUCUGUUUAUGAUCACUACGUCGGCUGGAUGGGACGGCCUGCUGCUGCCAAUCCUCAACUACGAACCAGACUGCGACUCUCGCUACGAGAACCCUGGAACAAAUGUGAAGGGGGACUGUGGUAAUCCCUCAGUGGGAAUCUUCUUUUUUGUCAUGUACAUCAUCAUUUCUUUCCUGAUUGUGGUCAACAUGUACAUUGCCAUCAUCUUGGAGAACUUCAGUGUGGCUACAGAAGAAAGUGCUGAUCCACUCAGUGAGGACGACUUUGAGACCUUCUACGAGAUCUGGGAGAGGUUUGACCCAACUGCCUCUCAGUUCAUCACGUUCAUAAAGCUGUCUGACUUUGCAGACGCAUUGGAGCAUCCACUUCGCGUGCCAAAGCCCAACACUAUAGAACUAAUUGCCAUGGACAUGCCCAUGGUGAGUGGCGACCGCAUUCACUGCCUGGACAUCCUGUUUGCCUUCACAAAGCGUGUGCUGGGUGACAGUGGUGAGUUGGACAUGCUGAGGCAGCAGAUGGAAGAGCGUUUUGUGCAAGCCAACCCCUCCAAGGUGUCGUAUGAACCCAUCACCACCACACUGCGCCGCAAACAGGAAGAUGUCUCUGCCAGAACUAUCCAGAACGCCUACCGCUGUCACCUCAUCAGGCGUGGCAUCAUCUUCAAGCGCCGCACUUUUACUAAUAGGCUUGAAAAUGGUGGGAACAACCAGGAGAAGAAAGAGAGCACGCCAUCCACAGCCUCUCUUCCCUCUUACGACAGCGUGACCAAACCUGACAAGGAGAAGCAGGAUGACAACAAGGAGGAGUGGGCCAGGAAAGAUAAGGACAAAAACCAAAAAGAUGAGUGGGAAUCCAAGUGUUAG
Messenger RNA from Limanda limanda (common dab), 5901 nucleotides. It is a transcript of the gene scn8aa, whose product is annotated as sodium channel, voltage gated, type VIII, alpha subunit a. The transcript is spliced from 26 exons. NCBI's taxonomy places the organism in Eukaryota, Metazoa, Chordata, Actinopteri, Pleuronectiformes, Pleuronectidae. Gene Ontology annotation, biological process: neuronal action potential; membrane depolarization during action potential; sodium ion transmembrane transport. The record is from RefSeq and is a predicted model, not a curated record. Gene Ontology annotation, molecular function: voltage-gated sodium channel activity. The coding region runs from base 1 to 5901 and encodes 1966 amino acids. Gene Ontology annotation, cellular component: plasma membrane; axon; voltage-gated sodium channel complex.